AUGGCUCUCCCAUUCUCCUCCAUCUGCGAUCUCUUCAGAUCUAUUGAGAAGGAGCAAAGUCUACCUGGUUGGGGGUCCCGCAACCGUGUCAUGAUGCACUACGCAAAGUGGUGCAUCAUGCACCGAGACGAUCUUCUCGCUGAUAAAAACCUGCUACUUUGCGCUCUCUCCUGCCUGUUUCCCGAGCUCCGGACUGAUCGAAGAUACGGUCUUUCGAAACUGGGCACUCUCAACUUAUUUGGUACCGCAGCUGGCAUUCGCCACACGCGAAGAUUCGAGCAGGCAGAAGCGAGGAUUAAGCGCGGUGAGGAGAAUGCCUCUGUUAUCUCUGACCUCCUCACCCCAACUGCAUGUGCUACUCCACCAUCCUCUCAGCCCCUUGUCACAGUCGCUCAGGUUGACGAGUUCUUCGCAACCCUUGCCGGCACUUGCCGUUUCUCCGCAGCAGGUGUCUACUGCGAAAGACAGGAAACAUCUCCCGAGGAACUUUUACAGCCAAUGAUUGAGAAGCUGCAACCAAAUGAGAUCAAAUGGCUGAUUCGAAUGCUCAACCGAAAUAUGCAGCCAGUCACCUUACCCGUCGAUGCCGUUUUAAGGAAUAUUCACUUUGCUCUCCCCAUGUUCUAUUCCUUCUACAGCAGCUUCCCUGACGCCCUUGAUCACCUCUUCAGCCCUCCGUCUGAUAUCUUCCUAGCUCACCCUCGUCCGGAUACCAAGCAUCAGGAGAUCUACAAGCAGACUCUUCUCCAGUGGCUCGCUCCGACUGUAGGCGUCCCAGUGCGCAUUCCCGAAUGCUACAAAGGCCGUAAUCUCAACGAGCCCACUCGACGGUUCAACCCCGGCUCGCUCGUCAGCGUGGAGACAAAGUAUGAUGGGGAACGAAUGCAGAUCCACAUUGAUAUAGACUGUCGCCCUGAUUAUGAUGGUGCAUUUGAUGAUUUAAAUGAACCGCCCGAGAUUAUCAGACGAUUUUCUAUUUUCUCGAAAUCCGGCAGAAACUCUACUAAGGAUCGCUCAGGCGUCCUCGAUGCGAUCCGGAAAGGGCUUCGUCUGUCGAACGACGUAUGUUGUCCUCACUUUUCAACGUCGAUAAUUCUAGAGGCCGAGAUGGUCGUUUACGACCGGGUGAAACGAAAAAUUGCUCCGUUCCACCGUAUAACAGAUCAUGUCACCCGGGGCGGUUCGAAAAUAGGUGCUGCGUACGACAAAGAGUCAAUCAAAAACGAGCAGCUGAUGGUCGUCUUUUUCGACGUGCUCGAGAUUGAUGGGAUAUCAAUGCUCAACGAGUCAUAUGAAGCCAGACGGGGUGUACUCGAGAAAGUAGUCUCUGAAGUUGAUGGCCAUGCGAUGCUGGCCGAGCGUACCGUUGUCAGAUGUUCUGAAUCUAGGUGCACCACGAAGGGCGUGGCUCCGGUGUUUGAGAGAGUCGUGGGGUCAGGAGGGGAGGGCGUUGUCGUCAAGCUGUGUGAUUCGACAUAUUUAGAAGCCUCUAUGAAGGUCGGGAAUCAGCAGUGGAUCAAGCUGAAGAAGGACUACUUGGCAGGGAGAGGUGAUACAGAGGAUUUCUGCGUGAUCGGGGCAGGGGUGGAUACCAAGCGGGCAGUCGAGCGCAAAAUGGGCCCCGGAGAGUACAAUGUCUACUAUAUCGGCUGCAUGAAGAAUAAGGAAGAGGUACAGCGAUUCGGUGUGCGACCAAUGUUCGAGGUCAUAUUCACAGUCAAGUAUCUGCUACACGCGGCCGACCAGGCACGCAUGCAGGACAUGAUUCGAACAUAUGGAUAUCCUUAUGAUGAUUCGGAUCAAUUGGACUAUGACAUCACUCUCCACCCCUACCUCUCGCCCCGCAAACCCCUUGUUUUAUUUUAUCGCACCCAGAUUUUUGAGAUUAUGUCUGCGGGCUUCGACAAGCCGUCUGGAAACAACUUUUACGUGCCGCGCUGGCCCAGGGUCGUCAAGAUCCAUGAAGACGGCCGCUCUUGGGUCGAAUGCGUGGGGUUUGAUGAGUUGCAGAAUAUAGCAGACGCGUGUGUACAGAUGCCGGUUUCGCGCGUUCCGAGGGGUUAUGAGAAAGAGUCUGAGGUUGAAGAUGAAGAUGAGGAUGAGCGGAAGGCGAAGAGAGCAAAGACGCUGACGAGCUUGGAGAUGAGCUCGAUUCUCAACAAGUCUGAUCCUUGGGAGCCCUCGCCGCUGGCUGUGAGCAGACGCGACGAGGUAAAUUGGAUGCUGGGGACGAGUAUUGUUCUUGCUUCGUAUGCGGCUCUCGCUCGAACAAAGUUGAUUGACAAUUACGAAGCGGUAUAUAAGGAUCCGAUAGAGAUUGAAUACAUUAGUGAGCUGAACAGGUAUCGACAAAUUGUCAUCAAAAGGUUUUCGUACAGAGCAUCUCGCAGGAUUGUGCUGUUGGUAGACCCCAGACGGUCUGAAAGAACGCAUGAUGAGAUAGCAGAAGUACGAAAGUGGAUUAAGAAGGAGUUUAGAGUGCGCAGAAAGGACUCGAGAACAACGUAUGACUUUGGUCGCAAGACUGAGUCGGUUGAGUUGCUUGUUGUUGAGUGGCGGGUAGUUCAGGAUGAGAUGGGGAGCGAGUUUGACAGGAGGUUGUUGUUUGUGGAUGAGUUUGUGUGA
Messenger RNA from Myxozyma melibiosi, 2625 nucleotides. RefSeq lists its product as uncharacterized. Lineage: Eukaryota; Fungi; Ascomycota; Lipomycetes; Lipomycetales; Lipomycetaceae. Gene Ontology annotation, cellular component: DNA ligase IV complex. The transcript is spliced from 5 exons. Bases 1 to 2625 code for a protein of 874 amino acids. Gene Ontology annotation, biological process: double-strand break repair via nonhomologous end joining; DNA recombination; nucleotide-excision repair, DNA gap filling. Gene Ontology annotation, molecular function: DNA binding; ATP binding; DNA ligase (ATP) activity. The record is from RefSeq and is a predicted model, not a curated record.